Molecule: messenger RNA, 7960 nt
Organism: Zalophus californianus (California sea lion)
Lineage: Eukaryota; Metazoa; Chordata; Mammalia; Carnivora; Otariidae
Gene: HAUS6
Product: HAUS augmin like complex subunit 6
Exons: 17
Coding region: 281-3154 (957 amino acids)
Biological process (GO): spindle assembly
Cellular component (GO): mitotic spindle microtubule; HAUS complex
Molecular function (GO): microtubule binding
Source: RefSeq, a predicted model, not a curated record
CCAGGCAGCGCCAGCGCUUACCGCUUUUCCGGAAGCGCGGGAGUCUUGUUUUUUGUAGGCCUCGCUUAGGCAGCUGUACCGUAGUACCGUUAAAGGUUCCGUUUCCCUGAGACUUUAUGGCCAUUUGAGGCGACAUGGCUGCGGGCGAGAGAGGAACAGGUGGUGGCAAUGGAGGGGCCGCCGCUACCUCAGGCUGCCCGUAGGGAGGGAGCCUGAAGGCCCUCUGAGUCGUUUGGGCCUGUGCUUACUUCCUUUGCAGUGAUACUGCCUGACAGCGAAGAUGAGCUCGAUCUGGGUCACCUCUUUCGAGAAGGAGCAUCUCUGGAUGUAUCUGCAGGCGCUCGGUUUCGAGCCAGGCCCGGCCACCAUUGCCUGCGGAAAGAUCGUGUCGCACACGCACCUCGGAGUGAACAUGUUUGACAAGUUGAACCGUGAUGCCUUUCAAAUCGUUUCUUAUUUUUUGUUUCAAACGCUGGACCAGUCUCUCACUAAAGAAGUUUUCAAGCUUUGUUGGCCUCCAUUUGACCAAAAGAGUGACACUGAAUUCCGGAAACAUUGCUAUGAAUGGUUAAAAAAGAUUUCUGUGGAAUGUGGAAGUAGCUUUCCUCAAGUUGUUGGGUCCCUAUUUCUUUCUCCUGGUGGUCCUAAGUUUAUUCAUCUGAUGUAUCAUUUUGCAAGAUUUGUUGCAAUAAAAUAUAUAAAAACCCAUUCUAAAAAUUCUUCUAUACGUUUUACCGAGACAUUUAAUGUAAAGCCACAAGAUAUGCACAAAUGCAUUGCCAGAUGCCAUGUAGCACGUAAUAGAUUUUUACAUGUUUUGCAAAGAGAAGACUGUGUUACCCGAAAGUAUCAGGAAAAUGCACAAUUGUCAGUUAAACAAGUACGAAAUUUGAGAUCGGAAUGUAUGGAGCAGCAAAACGAAAUAAAAAAGAUGGAACCCUAUGAUGACCAAAGUAAUAUACAAGAGAAAAUCCAAAAGGUUCGGUCUUUGUGGGCUUCAGUGAACGAAACACUCAUGUAUUUCGAAAAAGAAAGAGAAGUUGUUAAUGCAGUCCUUAAUCUUGUUAACCAAUAUACUUUAGAUGGAACUAAUGUUGCUAUCAAUAUUCCAAGGCUCUUACUUGACAAAAUUGAGAAACAGAUGUGUCAGUUGCACAUUGGAAAUGUUUAUGAGGCUGGAAAAUUGAACCUGUUAACAGUUAUUCAGUUAUUAAAUGAAGUCUUGAAAGUGGUGAAAUACGAGCGUUGUCAGGCUGACCCAGCAAGACUGACAAUAGACCUUCACUUCCUUGAAAAGGAGACCAAACUUCAGAGAGAGAGAUUAUCAGAUCUGAAGCAUAUGAGUUGUAAAAUAAAAGAAGAUCUCACCAGUAUAAAACACUCUGUUGUUGAAAAACAAGGAGAAUGGCAUAAAAAGUGGAAAGAUUUUCUUGGUCUGUCUCCUUUCAAUCUAAUUAAAGGUUGGACUCCAGCUGUGGAUCUUUUACCACCAAUGUCUCCGCUUUCAUUUGAUCCUGCCUCAGAAGAAGUAUAUGCAAGGAGUAUUCUUUUGCAAUAUCCUGCUUCACUUCCAGAUACACCAAAGCAACAAAACCAAGAAAAUGAUUGCAGGAGAGCUAGUGAUAUAUCGGGAACUGUAUAUGAUCUAGGCAACAGACCUGCUUCUUUCCUGUCACAGCCAGUUUCAUCAUCAGAUAGAAACAGUGUUAGAUUACUUGAAAAGGACGUGAAGAUAAGAACUCCUAGAGAGGGAAGUGAAACACCUUCUAAGAAGACAUCAAAAUUUGAAACGAAAGACUCUCUAUCAUCAGAUACUGCAAGGAGUACCGAGAAUACUGCAUUUACAGGGUCUCUGCCAGCUAAAAAUAGAGAUCCAUUCCAAAAAGAGCAAGAUCAUCUGGUAGAAGAGGUUGCCAGGGCAGUUUUAUCUGAUUCACCACAGCCCUCUAAAGGAAAAGAAGUAAAAUUAGAGGAACUAGUUGAUUCUCUAGUGUCUAACCCAUUCUUAACAAGGAACCAAAUUCCCCGAACGCCAGAAAACUUGAUAAGUGAAAUUAGGAGCUCAUGGAGAAAAGCUGUCGAAAUGGAAGAUAACAGAAGUACAGAACCAAUUCAGGUGGAUGCUGAACAUAGAGAAGAAGUAUUGCCAGAAUCCUUACCUGUGUUGCAUAACCCAAGAGAAAUUAGCAGGACCAGCUUUCUCUCAGCAAGCACUGUAUCCAAUUCUGGCCAUUCCCAUUUGCCUGAAGAGGAAGUUGUUUCAGAUUGCCUCAAGUGUGUGCCUCAGAAACAUGUGGUGACCAGUCACAUAGGUGGACCAUCGACACAAAAUCAGUCAGAUUUGUUAAGUAAGAAAAUAAUGUGCAAGCAAGGUUUGGAGUGUGCAGCAUUACAGAACAAGCUUUUAGAAACUAGCCAAACAGAGACAGUCUCCCCUGCUGUAGGUACUAGGAGAGUUGUAAUGGGUAGCAAUGAAGAAGAGUCUUCUCUUGACCACUUGCAGGCUUCUUACAAGGAGCCUUUCAUGCAUAAAAGUAUGUUAUGGGACUCUUUUCAAGUAUCAAGUGGAACUAGUUCCAGGAGUUUAAAGGAUAUUGAUUUUGGCAUAUUACAUGAAACUCUUCCAGAAGAAGUUGGUAACUUAAGUCUUAAUAGCUCCAGUAGUACAGAAGCCAAUUUUAAACUGGAGCCAAAUAGUCCUAUGCACAGUGGCAUUUUUCCAGAAGAUGUUGUGGGAGAAAGACCAACUACUCCAGAAUCGGACUGUAAUUUACAGGCUAUUAGUCGUAGAUAUGAAGCUCUGAAAAAAUCUCUCUUCAAGGAAAGGGAAGAAAGUGACCUUUCUAAUCCUGAAACACUUGAAGGACACAAACCAGAAUUGAGCUCUAUUCCCACAAACAUGCAAACAGAUGAUAUGCUUGACUUUUUGGGUACUCACGAUUUGCAUGUUGACUAUACAAAACCAUCUUUACGCAUGUCCCUUGGUGAAAGGAAACGGUCACUUUCACCACUAAUUAAGUUUUCUCCAGUGGAACAAAGAUUGAAAACCGCAAUACCAUGUAGUCUUGGAGAACUUCUACCUAAUUUAAAAGAAGAAGAAAUCUUGAAUAAGAGCCUUGAUGCUAACGAAUUUCCAUCAGACUUGAAGAGAUGAAGCAGAAGCCCAGUUAAUUUAACUAUGAUAUACUUAAAUUUCAAGCAGUGUCACAGGAUAAAAACGGAUUUAUAAUUUAAAUACAUGUUGGAAGUAUAACUCUUUUUCUAGGUCUAAAAAAUCCUAAAUAAUGCCUUUUAGCAGACUUUAGUUUUUAGGUAAAGAGAGUAUGUUUGGAUUUUUCUCCUUGUAUGGAUCUGGGGUUAAAAAAUGUGAAGUAUUUGGGAAGCAGACAUCAAGUUUUGUGAAGCCAUUUUGAUUCCUUGAAUAAUUUGUAAGCAUUAAGUAAAUAGCAAAGUAUUAGUUUAAUUUAUUAUGUUACAAUUUCAGUUGAUUAACAAACAAGUGGUUUUUGAUAUACUUUUAUUAACUGGUUAACAUAACCAUUGAAUACUGAUCUUUCAUUUUAGGGAAAUACAUAACUUUUAUUGUUUCUUUAUGGAACAUUAUAGUACUAGCCAAAAGAAGUGAAAAAAGUAGUACCUUGGGAUGUGUAGUCAAGGUGAGAAAAGUUCAAGUUUGGGAAAGCUCUAAACGGGCUUAAUGAUUAUUUAAGUAGUACGCUGGUCCUGGAAAAUGUUUGAUGAAAUAAAGUAUAUGUGAUGAUAAGUGAAGACUGGGGCAGAAUGAAUUUAGAAAAAAGGAAAAAGAUGGAAGAUGACUAGACACUUUUAAGGAACACUGUCAAACUAUAAAUCCAUUCAAUGGGUUGUACAGCAGGUUUAUAUUUAGUCUAAUUUAGACUUUGAGAAUUUAAUUUAACCCUAGUUUUAUAUUUUAACAGAAAAAAUGUAAAUUAAACAUUUAUUAGUUUCUGUUUACUGUUGUUGGUUUAUUUGGGGGGCAUGGUUUUUGGGAAAGCAGGUAAUUUUUAUUGUUUUACUUUCCUUCUUAAAAACCAUCAGUAUGCCACAGCCUAUGAAUAGCUUCAAAAUAACUUGAGAAAACUGAAUUCGGUGUACUUGCUCAGUGUCACAGUUAAGUCAGUGGUAAAGCUAGGAUUUGACCCUAUUUUCCUUCCUUAAUAUACCAUAAGACCUAGAAGUAACUAAAAGGCCAGGCUAAAGGAUAUGGCCACAGGAGUUGGCCUCCGAUUGACCUUGUGGACUGAGUGGGAGUCAGGUGAGGCCUCCCUUAACAGUAACGUGCCUCACUCUGUCAUGACCCUUCGCUGAGAAAAUGGCUUGUCUCCACCAUCAAAGUGUAUACAUGCCGUUGCCCUCUGAACCAGGAGCAAUGCGCAUGCACUGGAAAGGUGAUAGCACCUAUGGUACCCCUCUGUCUAGCCCCAGUUCUUAACCAUCAAAACCUUGUCCGUUUGUCAAGAAACUGAUAAGGAGAGAAGUUGAAGGGGAGAGUUCUGGAGGUGGUUGGGUUUAACUGUUCAUCUUCCUUGGCUCAUUUUCGGCUUUUGCUAAGUUGUUUGAUCCCAGUUUGAAGGCCAGUCUUUUUGUGAGAAAAGACCAAAGAAAAGCACAUAUAACUUCCUUAUUUUGCAGUGGUAAAGAAAGAGGAAGAGCAGUUUCUCCUGGGGUGCUAUAUUCCUUUAUUAGUUAAUACAACAAAUGAGGGACUGUAGAUCAACUGGAAAACUAUCCUGUAGUCUGCCAUAAGAAAACCCACUAACCUGUAAAUCCAGAGUUAAUGUAUUAGGGAGGAGGUAGGGCUAUUAGCUUCCACAACGUGCCAGGGCCAUUCCUAGACAUGAAAACAUACUGUUUCAUUCAAUUGUCAUAACUCUACUGUUAGAUAGUGGUUAUUGUACAUAUUUCACAGUGAUACUGAAGCUAGGGAGCUUAAAUGACUUGUCUAAGGUGGACUCAAGGAAUCAUCUGGGAAACAUCCUAAAAGCUGUAGAUUCUGUAGGUCUAAAAUGGGGAUUAAGAACCCACAUUUUAAAAAUGCUUCCCUGGUAAUUCUUAGGUUCAAUAAUAAGAUUCAGAAGCACUGCUUGGGGGGAUAUAGAGUCACAUUUAGCCUUGGGGUACCUUAAAGAAGCAAGUGUAUUAUUAUAUAUGUACUGCUUUAGAGGUUAAUUGAUAAGGUAGUGCAACUUCAACAGUAAGGGCGGGAGGCCCUUAAUUACUGAGAAUCAAAAGAUCAAAAUGUCUCUGGACAGUAUGGAUUUCCAAACACCACAUUGUUAAGUGAGUCAUACCUGGAAUAGGUUGGGAGUUCGGCAUUCUUUCCUGUCCUUUAUAUGCCAGUAGUAUUAACAAAAAUAUCUCUGAUUUAUCAAUUUCUCCUAAACCAUUGUGAUUAUGACCUAACUGCCUUCAGGCUCUUCCCUCUCCAGUAUUGCCUGCAGAGCUGCCUUUUAACUUUAGGACUGUUUUGAUCACUUAGUUUAAAAUUCCAUUAAUGGUUUAUCGCUAAUUCCAGAAUAGAGUUAAAAUUUAAAGGCAUAUCGUGUCCCCUAUGUAGAUUUCUCUAUUCCCCUUCCACUAUCGUUUCCCAUUUUUUUACUGAACUGCUUUUGUUCAUCGUGGUUCUUUAGAAAUCUUAAUUCACAAUUAUAGCUGUCCUUUAGGGCUCAGACCAAAUGUCACUUCCACCUUGGAAGUCCUAAUCAAUCCUUUCCAUAUUCAUGGACUUAGCUCUUCUCUAAAAUCUAUAGUUUAUCUUUUAUUAAUUUAGUAUUUUUCACGUAGUGCUUUUAUCAUUUUUUCAUGGUUGCAUGUAUGUGAUCUUUCCAGUCAUACUGAUGAUAUACAUAUGGACAUACGUACCUUUGUAGAUGUGGGAGGUGUGUGUCCACACAUACAUAUCCUCAAAGGGCCAUGGAUCAUCUUUAGCAAAUACUUAAGUAUUGGAAUUGUUUUCUUUGCCUCCUAUGUGAUGGGAUUAAAAUAAUGGUAAAGAGGGCUACUUACUGCUCUAAAUGUACUUUUUCUCAUUACAUUCAUCACAGAUGAUACAGAAUGUACCUCGUUUUAUUCACUAUUUGUAAGAUAAAGGUGUGUAAUUGACUUCCAUGUCAACUUGAAACUUUAGUAACGAAUGACCGAAUGUCCUAAUUGUUUUAAAUGUUUAAAGAGGAGAAGCAUGUAAUAUUUAACAUGAAAAAUGUUACCAAGUGGAAUAAGAGUGUUUGAGGCAAAAAAACAAAAAACAAAACAAAAAAACCAAAAAAACAUUUGGGGGGAAUUUAACUGAAAAAAUACAAGUAUUUUGAAACCAUUUUUUACCAUGAUCUAUGAAGUCAGUUUUAUCUAAGGGAGAAAAACAGAAUUCUUGAGAACUUUAUAAAAGGAAACCUUAUCUUUUUCCCUACUCUUAGAAUUCUAAAUUAAACAAAUGUUUAAGGAAAUUUUCCAUAAUGUAAAAGUACUUGCAAAGGUAAAAUUCUCUUUUACAUUAUCUUGCAGAUACACAGUUGCUUUCACCUUAGGCACUGUGCCAGUCCACAUGCUCUAUUUAAAAUAUUUGUGAGUCCUCUAUGGGACUGUUUAUAAAUAUGUUCUCUUUACUAUAGCCUUGAAUAAACAUUCAAUAUUAUACCACCUUGCUCUGGAAUUUCCUAUAUAAUAUCAAAAAGAACUAUGCCCUGCACAUCCUAGAAUGAUCACAUAUAAAGGUCUACCAGUAAUUUAAUCAACAAAAGAAAUUUGAGAGGUUAAGUGAUUCGGGUAAAAGUAUUUUGUUACUGCCAUUUUAAUUAGAUUUACUAAAUGCGGUAUUUUAAAAUGAUUUUAAAAAGGAAAUCUAUCAAGUUUUUCACAUCUUGAGUCUUUUAACUUACUGCCAAAGGCCCCAUGUAGAAGAGUUUAAUAACUUAGAUCUGAAUAGCUUCUUGCUCUUCACGGGUAGGGACUUUGUCAUCCACAGCUGCUGCUAUAAAGGUCUUGGAAAAGCUAAAGCUCUAUUCUAUUUAAUGUCUGUAUUCAAAGGUAAUGCGUCUUUUGUAAAAUGGUGAGAAGAGUGUAUCAGAGAGGUCUGGCUCUAAAAUACUUAGAUUUCAUUUAAAAGCGUAAGGCAGUUGGAAUAGAACAUUUUAAGGGUUUUCUGACUUCACUGUACCACAUUGCCACUCCAAAUUAGGAACCUUAGAAUCCUUCCCUAAAAACUGGCAAUCUUAAGACUGAUCCGGUAUUAACCAAUUUCCAGAUAGAUAAAGAUGGGGAAGUGAAUUUGCCCAAAGUGAACAAAACACUGUUCUUUGAGAAGUCGCUUAACUUUCCGGGCUGCAGCUUCCUUAAUCUGUAAAAUUAGGGGAAUUAUAUGAAGGUGUAGUGUACACCUGAAAAAGAUUUUUAGGAUUAACUUUUGUUAAUGGAGGAAGUAGUGGGGAGUAAUGGUCAAGAAAGGGGUAGGUCUAUAAUCAUACUGCCUAGGUUCAGCUGAAUGACCUUAAUAAGGUCAUAUCAGUUUUCUCACCUAUUAAGAAAUAAAAGUAAUCUACCUCAGGUUGUGGAUUCAAUAAGAUAAUACACAUCAAGUACUUGAGUACGUGGCAUUUAGUAAGGGCUCAAACAUUUAGCUAGGCUUCAGUAAUUUGGGAGUAGGCAUUUAAGGGGUGGGUGGGUGGGGGGAGAAUGGCUCAGGUGGUCGUACUGAUAGCUGACACAUAGUACUGAGUAUGUCAGGCACCAUUCUAAGUGCUUUCCAUGUUUUAAUUUUUUUUUAAACAAUCCUAAAAGUAGAGCUACUCUUACCCACAUUUCACAAAUGAGGAAACAGCAGAAUGAAAUUAAGUACCUUGCCUAGUUCACAGGGCUAGCAAGUGAAGGGAGAAUAUGAACUCAACUCAGGUGGUCUAGCCUCAGAGCCCCUACUCUUAGUUGCUCUGCUUCCAGCUGCCAUUCA